Cyprinus carpio (common carp) is the source of this 2366-nucleotide messenger RNA. RefSeq lists its product as uncharacterized. NCBI's taxonomy places the organism in Eukaryota, Metazoa, Chordata, Actinopteri, Cypriniformes, Cyprinidae. The record is from RefSeq and is a predicted model, not a curated record. The transcript has 10 exons. Bases 221 to 2221 code for a protein of 666 amino acids.
CAGGAAAGCACAUGUCUGUGUUAGUUAUUUUUGUGUUCUUGAGCUAAACCUUCAACCCCAAACUGCUCCAGUAAUAAUCUGAACUUCCUCUUCUCUGAAGUAGUUGAAUCACUAUAUGGUGAAUGCAGCUGAGUGUCAGUCGCUCUUCUGUCAGAGUGAGAAGUGACUGUGUGACUGAAGCAGCGUCACACUCUUCUGCUGGAGACUGGACUUUAGAGAAAUGAUGCUGAUCUUUGGACUGAUGCUGCUGCUGCAAACUGCUGCAUGUGUGGAGUGGAACUGCAGUUUUAAUCAAUCAUAUCCCUGUUACGCAGCCCUGGGAGACAAACUCAAUCUGCUGAUGGUCCGGGAUGCCAGUGAAUAUGACCUGAAUUUAAAAAAGAGAAUAAACAACACACAAGAUGAUCAAGUUUGUAGAGUAAAAUAUGGCAGGAUGAAGGAAUGUGAUCUUUAUAAUAACAGAACUGAAGUGACAGUCAUUAAUGGGACUGUGAUAAUAAACCGUGUGAUCAGAGCAGAUUCUGGAAAUUACAGAUUAACACUCACCGAACACUCAGGUGGCACAGAAACAUCUAGAGAUCUUCAAGUGAUUGUUGAAGCUCCAGUUGCCUCAGUGGAAGUGUCAAUCAGCUGCUCCUCCAAUCAGAGGUCAGUGUCCUGCUCCUCAGAGGGGGAUCAGCUCCUCUACAGCUGGACUCUGAAUGGAGAUCCACAGAUGGAUGGAAACAGCAGCAUUGAUCUGGAUGAGGGAACUGAUGGAAACAUCAGCUGCAGCGUGAAGAACCACGUCAGUCACGUACAGAAGACCAUUAGAAUCAAAACCUGUCCUGGUCCAGAUCGUUUUUGCAGUUUUUAUCAAUCAGAUUCCUGUUACGCAGCUGUGGGAGACGAUCUUAAUCUACUGAUGGUGCGGGAUGCUCGAGAUCAAGAGCUGCAUUUGUAUAAGGAGUUAAUGGAUAGCAGAGAACUGGAAGUUUUUAGAAUAAAGAACAAAAAAGAGAAAAAACAUGAAUCCAUCAGAAACAGAUCUGAGUUCAUCUUUGAUAAUGGGACUCUGAUAAUAAACCGUGUGAUCAGAGCAGAUUCAGGGAAUUACAGAUUAGAAUUCUAUCACUCAGACGGUUUAAGACCGUUUAAAAAGCUUCUUCGUAUUAAUAUUGAAGCUCCUACUGGCUCAGUGGAAAUGUCAAUCAGCUGCUCCUCCAAUCAGAGGUCAGUGUCCUGCUCCUCUGAGGGCGAUCAGAUCAUCUACAGCUGGACUUUGAAUGGAGAAAUACUAGAACAAGGACCAAUGGAUGGAAUCACCACCAUUCAGCUAAAUGAGGAAACUGAUGGAAACAUCAGCUGCAGUGUCAAGAACCACAUCAGUCACGCACAGAAGACAAUUAAAGUCAAACCCUGUCCUGGUCCGGAUCGGUUCUGCAGUUUUAAUCAAUCAGAUCCCUGUUACACAGCUCUGGGAGACAAACUCAAUCUGCUGAUGGUGCUGAACACUAGAGAAUAUGACCUGAAGAUAUGUAAGAGGAUAUACAACACUCAAGAUGAUCCAGUUUGUAGAGUAAAAUAUGGCAGGAUGAAGGAAUGUGAUCUUAAUAAUAACAGACCUGAAGUGAACAUCAUUAAUGGGACUGUGAUAAUAAACCGUGUGAUCAGAGCAGAUUCUGGGAAUUACAGAUUAACACUCUUUCACUCAGACGGCACAGAAACAUCUAGAGAUCUUCAAGUGAUUGUUGGAGCUCCUAUUGGCUCAGUGGAAGUGUCAAUCAGCUGCUCCUCCAAUCAGAGGUCAGUGUCCUGCUCAUCUGACGGGGAUCACAUCAUCUACAGCUGGACUCUGAAUGGAGAAAUACUAGAACAAGGACCAAUGAAUGGAAACACCACCAUUCAGCUAAAUGAGGGAACUGAUGGAGACAUCAGCUGCAGCGUGAAGAACCACGUCAGUCACACACAGAAGAACAUUAGACUAGUCUGUCCUACUGGACCAACUACUGCAGCUGUGACCUCUAGUUUGACCUCUGCAUCGACACAGACACCAGAAUGUGUGUGUUCAGUGUCUGUGGUGUUUGUUCUGGUCUGGUGUCUCCAGAUGAUGGUUCUGUUCGGUCUGUUAGGAGCUUUUCACAUCUACUUGAGACACACGUCAGGAAAGAAACAGGAAGAUGAGAAAGUGAGAAUGAGAAGAUUUAGAGAGCGACAUGAACACACAGCAGAAGAUUCAUGACAGCAGCAGCAGAUCUUCACAUCUGUGAGAAAUGACUUCAGAAUCAGUCCAGCUUUCACCUGUCAGCAGCAGGAGAUCUUACAGAAUAAAGCCAGAAGACAUUUUCUGCAGUUUUAGUUAAGAAUCUCUUCUUUGAUUAGAUGAU